Molecule: messenger RNA, 984 nt
Organism: Miscanthus lutarioriparius
Lineage: Eukaryota; Viridiplantae; Streptophyta; Magnoliopsida; Poales; Poaceae
Source: the annotation of a GenBank genome assembly
AUGGAAGGCGCAGUGGCCGCAUGCGGAUUUGCACAGCUUGGCUGUAGCGGAGGCGGCCUUGGCAUCGGCGGCGACGGCGAGCGCGAACAGCGUGCGGAGACCGGACGUACGCCGAUGCGGGAGGCGAGCGCGCAGGUGGCUUCGAGCGAGGACUCGAACUCGAACUCCGUGUCCAGCUCCGACGCCGGGUCCACGGGUGGAGGCGGCAGCGGCGGGGCGAGCGCGGGCGCGGAGUGGUUCCUGAGCGCCCGGAUGGCGUGCGCGCGCGCGUGGCCGGCAGGGGAGGAGGAGGAGGCGCGGUGUGCGACGACGGCGCUCCAGCGGCCGCUCAGGGGCCCCGGCUGGUGCUGCAGCAACACCGACGGCAACGGCUUCUUCGGCGACGCCUUAUUCGACCCGGACGUCUGGGUGGACGGCCUCACCAAGAUGGCCACCAUGUUCGCCGCCGUCCCCAACGUCGUCGGCAUGAGCCUUCGGAACGAGCUCAGGGGGGCCAGGCAGAACGCGAACGACUGGUACAAGCCGCGCAACGCCACCGCGCUGCGCAGGAUCCAGGCGCUCAGGCGGAACACCGUGCUGUUCCACCCGGUGUCCGGGAUGUGCGUGGUGGUGCGCCGCCGGUUGCCGACGCUGACGCAGCCCCUUGAGCUGGGCCUGGGCCCCUGCAACGAGACGGAGGCGUGGGAGUACAGCGCGCAGCAGCAGCGGCUGGCGCUGCGGGGCACCGCGCUGCUGUGCCUCCGCACCGAGGGCGCCGGCAGGCCCGCGACCCUCGGCGUGAGCUGCGGCGACGCGAUGGCGAAGUGGAGCCUCGUGUCUGACUCCAAGCUGCACGUCGCCGUCAACGCGACGUCGUUGGCCGGGAGCGACGGCAUGCUCUGCCUGGACGUGGGCGCGGACGGCCGGAGCGUGGUGACCAACCCGUGCCGGUGCCUGAGAUUGGACAACAGCUGCGACCCGCAGGGCAGUGGUUCAAGCUCGUGA